AUGCAAUUGACCAGGGACGACAUUGCUGAUCAGGUGUUGGACACAGCUCUGACCAUAGUCACGGCUCAGGGUUGGCAACUAGAGGCAGUGGACGGCAAGGCCCUAUUGGAAGAGGUGCAGAAGAUUCUGCCGGACGGCGAGGUCUCUGUGCCAAACUUGGCUGUGCUGAGGAAAGUGCUUUCAGGAGUGCAGAAGGAAGAACUUCCAAAGUCGGAUGCCGAAACGAUCUUUGUUUUGGAUGCGGAGAAGGUGAACCUCUCUCGCGCCUUACAGAUCCUUGGGGACGACCCGCAUGAGGUGCGACAGCGAUUUCAACUGCCUCCACCUGUGGCACGACCGGCGGGGCCGAAACGUCCACGCUUGGCAGCACCGGUGCAAGGAUCUGCAUUGCAAGUGGAUGAGUUUCUGCAAGUCUUCAAGGACUUGACAAGUUCUGACAUGAACAAAGAGAGCCUGUUAGAGAUGCUGGCAACAAGAGCCUAUGUGGAUGAGUUUGAGGGCACCAUCCAUGCGAUGGAUGCGACGCUGUUGCCCAGAGAUCCCUUAGAGCGUCUCAAACAGCUCUUCGAAUUGCAAUCCCACUGGCGGCCUGAGAGACUGAACAGUCUCAUGGCUACCUCCUUGGCGGGGCAGAAGGUAGAAGCAUGGUUGGGGAAGCAUGCUCGCCAGGUUUACAUGGAGUUCACCCCUGGGGAAGAGGUCAGAAUGAUGACCAAAAAGUUUGCCUGAGCUGAUUGGGGCUCUGACAGCAGAGCAUCACAGCCGGGCAAAAAGAUGCAAAAAGCGCCCAGCUUUGCCCGGCUUUGCCCACUGCUCCAUGGGAUCCAACAUGACGUGAACCUCGGGAUUCGCUCCACAUUGGGAGGCC
Molecule: messenger RNA, 868 nt
Organism: Cladocopium goreaui
Lineage: Eukaryota; Dinophyceae; Suessiales; Symbiodiniaceae
Source: the annotation of a GenBank genome assembly